Molecule: messenger RNA, 1388 nt
Organism: Physella acuta
Lineage: Eukaryota; Metazoa; Mollusca; Gastropoda; Physidae
Product: amiloride-sensitive sodium channel subunit beta-like
Biological process (GO): sodium ion transmembrane transport
Cellular component (GO): plasma membrane
Molecular function (GO): ligand-gated sodium channel activity
Source: RefSeq, a predicted model, not a curated record
UGAUGGUCAUUUCUAUUGGGGCCAUGCUGUUUCACCUGUACAUUCUGUUUGACCGAUAUUUUCAGUACAAGACAAAUACUCAGGUAGAGCUGAAGUUCAGCCGUAUUCAGUUCCCAGACGUGACGGUUUGUAACAAUAAUGUCUUGAGAAAAUCAAAGUGGAGGAGUGGCAGCAAGCAAGUCAGAUUCAUUCUACAAAAUGUGUAUGAUGAGUGUGAUCAAACCGAUGACUCCAACAGUACCACUGACUUAAACAACGUUGGCGAUUACACUUGCAUUACUGAGACGGAGGCCGACUUGGAAGCGUUCGAGAUAAGUGCACAAAGUCAAGACCCCGCAGAUAUCAGUGGAUUUGCAAGCCUACUUAAAUACACAUUCAAAGAUGUGUUCAGCGCCCAAUCAGAGUCACUAAAGAAAGAUCUAGGACAUCAAGAAAAACCCUUCCUGUUAAGCUGUAAAUUCGCACAGAGGCAAUGCAAAUUAGACCAGUACGUUUCAGUGCUGUCACCCAACUACGGUAACUGUUACACCAUUCACAACCCAAAGUUUGUCUCAACAACCAGCGGGCCCCCUGGAGGCCUGGAACUGGUUUUGUUCCUGGAGAACUUUGAAUACCUGCCGUAUCUGACCAGUGGUCAAGGUGCUGUUGUGGUCAUCCACGAACCUGGGACAGUCCCUAACAUUGACGGGGAGGGGAUCUUUGUUAGCGCAGGAACUCAGACACUUAUCGGCUUGAAACAGGUUGUCUUCAACCGUCUUGGUCCCCCAUACAGUGUAUGUCAACAGGAUGACAGCUAUAGGGACACGUACAACAUCACUUACAGGAAAAAUAUCUGCCAGAAGUUGUGUCUGCAGGAACAGAUCCAUCAGAAUUGUAAAUGUUACGAUAGUGCCAGCCCACAGGAAAAUUCUAUCAUGAGAGUUGCAUCACGGCUUCAUGCAUGUCGGUCAGCAGAAGAGCUCAUAUGCAAGUUCAAAACUACAUCGGAGUUCAGCGAAAAUGAAAUAUUAUGUGAUUGUCCAAACCCCUGUAGCGAGACGGCCAACAGUAGAAGUUCGGCGUUUCUCCAAUGGCCCAGUGAAGAUGAUAUUCAGGAACUCCUCCAUGGCUAUAUGAGUACAGUGACCGACCAAGAUUACUACAUUAAAGUCUACAGUAUACCUUUUGCCAACUUGACAAACUACUUCAUUAAACUUGUCAUCUACUAUGAUGAUUUGAACUAUGAAAUAAUUACUGAAGUACCAGAGUAUGAGCUGUUCCAGCUCCUGUCAGAUGUUGGUGGUACCAUAGGUCUGUGGAUUGGUCUCUCAUUACUCAGCCUGUUCGAGGUGCUACAGCUGCUGGCCGAGGUUGUGAUGUUUACAGUUACUCACACUUUCAACUUGUAA